Lasiosphaeria miniovina is the source of this 1006-nucleotide messenger RNA. RefSeq lists its product as uncharacterized. The transcript is spliced from 3 exons. Lineage: Eukaryota; Fungi; Ascomycota; Sordariomycetes; Sordariales; Lasiosphaeriaceae. Gene Ontology annotation, molecular function: oxidoreductase activity. The coding region runs from base 267 to 662 and encodes 131 amino acids. The record is from RefSeq and is a predicted model, not a curated record.
GCUCCGUAUUCGAGGAAGAGAGGUACGCCGAGGGCAGCGGCCAUCGGUGUUUAUAGUCUCAAUCCCGUCUCGACGACGGAUGAACUGCUGCUAACGCCGCUAAGUCCGGCGAGCCUCGGCUCGACGUUGACAUAGAGACGUUAUUUAUAUUACAUAUUGGGAUCUCUUUAAUGGAAAGAAGACAGGAGAUACACAGUACCCUUUGACAUUCACUAACCUUGACCUAGCCUCGAAUCCCGUUCCAUGUAAACCGCCCCUUGCCAACCAUGUCAGCCUCCGCAACCUCGCCCGGCCGCCUGCUGCGUCUCACGCUCCAGAUCUACACCAAGAAGGAAACGCCGCUGGAGGAAGGAGAGAAGUUCUCGCGCGAGUACCUCUCCAAGGUCGCUAGCAUCCAUGCCAGGAACGGCAUUGAGAUAUAUCAAAUGGUCUACACGCCAGCACCGUUCCGCGAGGCACUCGACGGCAUGAACCGGCGCAACAAGCGCGGCUGGGUGAUCGACGACCACGACAUCACGGUCGAGUUCUACUUCCGCAGCUUUGCCGAGCUCACCCGGGUCAACCAGGACCCCGAGUUCCAGGCCCUGCAGGCAGCCGAGGGGCCCUACGUCAACCUCGUCCACACCGUCGCCGCGAAGGUACAAAGAAGACAUGUCACGUAGUCGAUAUCUCGAGGAAAGGCGUACGGCCUGAAAUCUUUGAUUAUUGCGAAAGAGUAGAGAUUUUUUCCGAAAAGCUAGGAAAAGGGGAAAAAGAACGCCCAUCCGUUAGAUCAGAUAGGGCAAGCCAGCCACUUUAUAUAAGAUGGUCGGUAAAGAAAUAAAGAAGGAGGACACUGGGUUAACACUGGGUUACAAUAGGUUAGGGGUAUAUCAUCUUUUGGACACCUGUAAAAAAACCCCUUAUUCCUGGGCCACUUAUCUCCGCGUCAAAAUUCACAUUGUGUAUGAACCCGAGCUAUUACAGCUCAACUAUGAGUUUCUCGCAAAUUUGCGCGGCAGGAUCC